Molecule: messenger RNA, 3039 nt
Organism: Condylura cristata (star-nosed mole)
Lineage: Eukaryota; Metazoa; Chordata; Mammalia; Eulipotyphla; Talpidae
Gene: SSR3
Product: signal sequence receptor, gamma (translocon-associated protein gamma)
Exons: 5
Coding region: 53-610 (185 amino acids)
Biological process (GO): SRP-dependent cotranslational protein targeting to membrane
Cellular component (GO): endoplasmic reticulum; membrane
Source: RefSeq, a predicted model, not a curated record
ACGACGUCAGCUUCGCCAGGUUUUAGCGUCCGGCUCUACUCCCGGCUCUGCCAUGGCGCCCAAAGGCGGUUCCAAGCAGCAAUCCGAAGAGGACCUCCUCUUACAGGAUUUCAGCCGCAACCUCUCGGCCAAAUCCACCGCGCUCUUUUUCGGGAACGCCUUCAUCGUGUCGGCCAUCCCGAUCUGGUUAUAUUGGCGAAUAUGGCACAUGGAUCUUAUUCAGUCUGCUGUUUUGUACAGUGUGAUGACCCUUGUAAGCACUUACUUGGUAGCAUUUGCCUACAAAAAUGUGAAAUUUGUUCUCAAGCACAAAGUGGCACAGAAGAGGGAGGAUGCUGUUUCCAAAGAAGUGACAAGAAAACUUUCUGAAGCUGAUAAUAGAAAGAUGUCUCGGAAGGAAAAAGAUGAAAGGAUCUUGUGGAAGAAGAACGAAGUAGCUGAUUAUGAAGCGACAACAUUUUCCAUCUUCUACAACAACACUCUCUUCCUGGUUCUCGUCAUUGUGGCUUCCUUUUUUAUACUGAAGAACUUCAACCCCACAGUGAAUUAUAUUUUGUCCAUAAGUGCUUCAUCAGGUCUCAUCGCCCUCCUGUCAACUGGCUCCAAGUAGACCAUUUCAGCCUCACUCCCUGGCUUUGUAGCUCUGGGUGGCCUGAGGUAUAUGUAAAAGUAGCAGGGUGGUCGGUCAGGGUGGGAAACACACAAGAUGCUUUUAUAGUCUGGAAUUUGAGGGUUUAAAAAACCCCAGCAAGAUGUAAUUCAAUAUGUGUUUGUUGGCUCUUUUUGACAGAUUGUUGAAAUUAAAUGAAUGAAUGGGAAACUCAGAGUACCAGAACAUUUAUUAAAAGGCAGAGUGUCUUGCAAUGUGCUAUAAUCAUAAAAGAAAAUAACUUGUUUCCUUCAUCUGUCAGAGGUCACAGUAACCUGGACUGAGCUGUUAUUAUUUAUUACAGUUGCAAGAAGUUAAUAACUGGUUCUCUCUGUUCCAACUACAAUAUUACAACUUCUUUGGAGCCUUACAAGUAUCAGAAUAAGUCCUGUCUCAGAGAGAGAAUAGAAGCCUCAUGUUUGCAAGACUAUGGAUUUGUGAUUUGAAAUAACAGUUGAAAACAUGGCUUGUCCAUCUUGGGAAAGUGAAACUUGUGGAAAAGUGUUUUUUUUUUCCCUCAAAGAAGAAAGGCAGCCAAGCCAGUAACCUAAAAAUAGUGCCCAGAGUUGUCCUGUGGGGUUAAAGCACACAAUGUUCACUGUAUAGCUUUGACACUGUGUGGCCAGAGAAGUCAGCUUGACCCUAACGUGUUGGUUUCACCUGUUAGGAGACUAGGUGCAUUCUUUUUCUCUUUGAGGGUCUGAGGGUCUGACUGUAGCUUGGAGGAAGUUAGGGGGAGACCUUUUUCCUGUGUAUUGAUAUGUAAAAGACCAAAGUGAUAUUUAGGUCCCAAAUUCUUAGAAUUCCAAGGAAUUAGUUAUUUUAGUGCUUGUCAGCAUUUUCCAUUAGGAUGGUCUUACAUUUAACCCUUUAGUCCACAGAUUUCUAAAUUUGAACUUUUGGUCCAUAGAACCCUAUCAAUUCUAAACAGAAUAUUAAAUGUCUCUAUUCCUGGGGGGGGGGUGUCUAAGAGUAGUCUCCUAUUUUUUUAGUUGUUAAGUGUUCACAUGUCAUUUUCUGUGUGCCACGGUUUGAAAAAGUUUGUGAUGCUCCACUUUUAACCUGUCUCACUUAAACAAACUACAGAAUUAUAGUCACACUGGUUUUGGUUUCCUGUAAGUUUCUGCCCACAUCCAGUACUUUCCUAAAAGCAGUAAGUGGCUCAAAGGGAAUAGUAACUUUAACAUUCAGUUUCCAAGUUUAAGGUAAAUAUUGCAAAUAAUCUCUACUUUUUAGCUUAUCACUAUAGAAAGGUAUUCGCCAGGAGUUGGUCUUCCACUUCCAUGCUGUUGGAUUUUCAGUACUUGGGGAGGAGGGAGGACACUUGGAUGAUGACCACGACCAGGUCAGCAGCGUCUUCAGCUGAGGACUGGUUAUUGCUUUUACAAGUUGGCAGGCCUUUGACGCCUUGCUCUACAUGCCCUCACGGGUAGUGUGGACUGAUAGGGAAUCUGAAGAGACUCGGCUAGUUAGUGUAUGUAACUCGUGAAAGGUUGGCUUUUAUUACUGUUUUAACUUUUUUUCCUGUUGAUGAAUAAGUGGUUACUAAACGUUUGGCAACAUGGAGUUAGUGCACCACAUGCAUUUGCUUGUUGGACAAACCACUGGUGUCAGCUGUUUUUAGAGGGCUGGAGCAAGUCUAUAGAUUGGAGAUUUAAAAAUUGCCACUAGAUGGCAUUGCUGGAUAGAUGGGGAGAAAUGCCACAUGCUUCUUACAAUGGGGUGUUCAACAGGGGCAUCUGCUCAAUAUGCUUAGUAGAAAGUCUUGUGACUUAAUAAGCUAAAUCUGUGGAAAAGCAAGGAAGCAAAAUUUGCCUUUAAUCCUAAAUUUUUCCUAGAGCAUUUUUAGAUUAUAAUCAUGAUUCUGGUUUAGAUUUUCUGCACUGUUAGAUAAAUUUCUGGGCGUGAACAUAAGGCAUGUGCACUGACAGUUCGCAGUUUUCAUUAAGGAUUCACUGUUAUCCUCUUGGGAAUCGAACUCUUUCCCCACCUGAUAUGGCUGUGUGGCACAUAGAAGUAUGACAUGCUGAAUCUGGUUAGGUAGUAAAAGCCUGCUGUAAGUGUCACCUUAAGGAGACCCCAUGUCCAACAACAGUAAAAUAAAAAGGGUUCUGCAAUUGGUAUUCAAAGUGAAGUUUCUUUUGCAUAUUCCUUGUCAAAAGAGGAGGCUUGAAGCAUUGUAUUUCCCUAUUUUUAGUUUCUUCAUUUACAAUGUAAUAAAGUUGUUGGGUUGAAAUUAUUCUUGGCCAGUAAAAUUUUACUACUUGUCCUAUUUGGUAUGUUAUUUGAACCAAGAGUUGAAGCUAACUGAAAUAUGGAAGUUGAAUUCAUACCCAAACGUCUUGUGAACGUCUUGCUUAUUAUUAUUAAACUUUGCUUUUUAAAAUCUG